GGAGUGCACGGGAGCUGCGCGGAGGACACUUCAGCGGCGCCGUCGCCUGCGGCUGCAACGGAGAGCACGGUGAACACAAAGCCAGUCUUCUGAAUUUUCCUUUUCUGGAAAAAAAUGGUGUUUAAAAAGGCCGUGUUCAUGCUGCUGCUUUCCCACACUUUGAACAGGGAAGCAGCAGCCACCCACUGGACAUACAAUGACGUACAGAAAUGGGCGGAGGAUUCCCCAGACUGUGCGGGAAGGAGCCAAUCUCCAGUAGACAUCUUGGCGCCAAAGAUGUUCGAGGCGCCAUCUUUCCUUUUCAAAAACUAUGGGCUGAUCAACGUGAGCCUCGAGAACACCGGGCACUCGCUCAAGGCCAACCUCCACCCCCCGGAGGAGCAGCAACGCCCUCGGCUCGCGGGCGGAGGCCUCUCGGGCACCUUCGAGCUGGACAGCUUCCACUUCCACUGGGGCGACGAAGACUCAAAGGGCUCCGAGCACCUGCUGGGGAGCUGCGCGUUUCCGGCCGAGAUGCAUUUGGUUCACUUCAAGAGGAAGUACGGGUCGCUGAAGAACGCCCUGCAGUUCAACGACGGACUGGCGGUCCUCGGGGUGUGGCUCAUCCCCGGCCGCGACUCCGACAGUAGCGCGAGGGAGGUCCUUGAGAAUGACGGCACCUCCCUCGGCACGCACACCACACACAGCCUCGAUAAGACGUGGCUUCAACAGGACGCCAACAACUCCGACAGUAGCUUGAUGGAGGGCCUUGAGAAUGACGGCACGGACACCACACCGAGCCUCGAUCAGACGUCGCCUCAGCACGACGCCAAAACCACUCACAAAAUCGCAACGGAAGACGACCACUCCGCGGCGGCCAAGAAGUGGUUCCGUGCGCUUACUCCCUCAGAGAAGAUGCUGGACGAUCAGCUGAUUGCGGUCGACCUGAGUCAGCUGAUUCCCUUCGACGACCGGGCCUUCUACAGGUACAACGGCUCCCUCACCACGCCCCCUUGCACAGCGAACGUAGAGUGGACUGUCUUCGAAAACCCGGUGACUGUCCCUCUGCGUUUCCUCAAGGGUCUCCGAGCUCUGACGAAUGAAGAAGGCAAACUCAUUUCGAACAACUUCCGUCCCUCGCAGAGACUAGGAAAAAGGGAGGUUCUCUAUAGUGGCACCAAACUCAAGCAACAUCGUAAGUGCACACACCCAAGGAAAUCAUACACCCUCUCCUGCACCACCAUCCCGAGCUUAGGAUCCUUUGGCACCGUGGCACCCGGGAAGUGUUCGGAGGGCCAGGAGACGUCACCCGCAGACCUUCACUUGGGGGAUGCCACACCCGCUUACGCGAAACGACUUCGCUGGAGAAGGAGAGGCGACUGUGCCAACGCUGUGGUCACGCUGGAUGAUAGGCUUUUAAAGGUGGCUUUCCCAGGUGAGAAACCCCAGUGGGAGCUCUCAGGGGGUCGAUUAACAUCCCCUUAUCACCUGAACCACAUGCUCUUCCGCUGGGGCUCAGAUCAUCACCUUGGGGGACUGAGCUUUCCCUUAGAGGCGCAGCUCGUCCACUACAGCAGCGAAUCUGAUGAUGUAGUCGUUGUGUCCAAGUUCUUCCAGGAGCCUAUAGACCUGCCUGAUGUCCUUGACUCCUUUCAACACACGGAACCUUCAAGGAAUAGAUUGCUCGAAGUUGUCUUUGGGGCGGCACAGGAGCUCAGCACAGGCCCGGGCAAAGAGGAGGAGGAGGAAAUCCCAUCUCCCGACGUCAGCGAACUUAUGGGCGACACCAGCUCCUUCUACGAAUACAGUGGCUCCCUCCCCGACGCCCCUUGCCUCGGGAAUGUUACCUGGAUGGUAAUCCGGACGGCAGGAGACAUAGCAAGAACGCAAUUAGAGGAACUCAGAGAACUCACAGACGAAAGUGGAGAUAAGAUAACAUCCAAUAACAGGCCUCUGAAGCAACUCGGAAAUCGCAAUCUCUUUCUAAGGAUCAACAAACACGAACUAGUCCACGAAUACAACGUAAUGUUGCAGAGACCUAAGAGGAAGUCAGCGGACAGCGGAGCCUCGCAGCACGCCGCAGCAUCUUUGCAACUUUUGUGUCUCUUAGUGCUAACCUCGUCCUUCGUUGCAAGACUGGGAUUGGUAGUAUAAGGAGAGGAGGAGGAAGAAGAAAACAAAAAAGAAAAAAGAAAAAAGAAAAAAAAGAGGAAUAACAGAAGAAAGGAAUUCACGCUUGAUUAUUAUUUUUUUUUUCAAAUCUGAUUAAUAUCUUUUUGAAAACAAAAUCUCGAUUUAUUUAUCUUUUUAAACAUUAAUCUUACUGGAUUCCUCGUUUUCUUUAACUGUACCUCUGCUGAUUGCAACUAUGCUUUUUGUUUUUGUUUUUGUUUUAGCAAACACAAGGAUCUGAUCCCAUUGUAGUAUGGAACUGAACUGCUUUUUAGAAGACAACACUCGAAAAUACUUUGGUCUCUCCUAAAAUGACCCGAUUUCUUCACUUUUGACAGGCUAUUUUAAGAUGGCAUUGCUUCUCUGAGAAAUUUAUUAAUAAAAGAAAUUUGAAAUGA
Penaeus monodon (black tiger shrimp) is the source of this 2549-nucleotide messenger RNA. RefSeq lists its product as uncharacterized. Lineage: Eukaryota; Metazoa; Arthropoda; Malacostraca; Decapoda; Penaeidae. Bases 115 to 2133 code for a protein of 672 amino acids. The record is from RefSeq and is a predicted model, not a curated record. Gene Ontology annotation, molecular function: carbonate dehydratase activity; zinc ion binding. The transcript is spliced from 14 exons.